Molecule: messenger RNA, 3657 nt
Organism: Thalassophryne amazonica
Lineage: Eukaryota; Metazoa; Chordata; Actinopteri; Batrachoidiformes; Batrachoididae
Gene: bnc2
Product: basonuclin 2
Biological process (GO): regulation of DNA-templated transcription
Cellular component (GO): nucleus
Source: RefSeq, a predicted model, not a curated record
GUGAGAGCGGGAGGACGCGCGGUGACACACGGCACAGAUCCAUAGCCAGACCGUGCGCGCGGCGCGCUGCGCUGACUCUGCACUCGGAAAUCACCGGGGGAGUGCAGGAAGGCGGUUUUCUCAAGCAGCUCCGAAACUGUCAGCGGUAUCCUUGAGUUGAUCAGCGUACGGUUUGGAGGAGAAGAAGGGCCGGGGAGCGCGCUCUCAUACCCACGGGGCUGACGCGUUUCCAAAAAAAAAAAAAAAACAAAAAAAACCCGAACGUCUCGACGCGCGUUUUUUUCCUCUUUGGAAUCUGGCGUGGUGACGCUCGGGAUUUAAAAAAAAGAAAGGGGGAUAAAAAAAGCGCUGAUUGCCCGAAAGUUUUGCGGGUUCAACUUUAACAAAAACGGCGAUGAUAAGUUGCUGGAGAGGACGGCCGACUUAUCGAAUCCCUUCAGAUUGUGUGCGGUGUUGAAGAGGAGAAAAUUCCCCACUUGAGGGCGAAAUCAGACUUCGAGGAGACGCCAAAGUUUGAUAAGUGCCAGAAGCCCCGGGGUCUGCCAGAUACAACAUGCAGCAAUGUCCAAGGAGGCAGAGUUGGAUGUGAGAGGCAACGAGUGUGACACAGUCCCGCCGGAGCCCGACACGGAACCAGAAGCACCCAGGCCUCCUCCAGCCGAAGAAGCCAGCAGCACCGGUGCCGUUUGCAUCUCCUUCGGCGUGCGCGGAAGCAGGAGCGGCGGCGCGCGUGGCGUUAGCAUCAUUAGUGCUGAGGGAGCAGGCGAGAGCUCUAUGCAGUUCAGCACCAGACCGCCUAGUGCUGAGCAGCCGGGCUUCAUGGGGACAUGGCAGCAGCAGAGCACUGACAGCAACCUCCUCUACAGAAUGUCCCAGCAGGCCAUUCGCUGCACACUGGUAAACUGCACGUGCGAGUGUUUCCAGCCAGGAAAGAUUCAUCUACGAACAUGUGACCAGUGCAAACAUGGCUGGGUGGCUCACGCUCUGGACAAGCUGAGCACCCAGCACCUGUACCACCCGACCCAGGUGGAGAUCGUUCAGUCCAACGUGGUGUUCGACAUCAGCAGCCUGAUGCUGUACGGCACACAGGCCGUACCCGUCAGGCUCAAGAUCCUCCUCGACCGUCUCUUCUCUGUGCUCAAGCAGGAAGAGGUGCUGCACAUCCUGCACGGCCUGGGCUGGACCCUCCGCGACUACGUCAGGGGCUACAUACUGCAGGAUGCUGCAGGGAAGGUGUUGGACCGCUGGACCAUUAUGUCUCGAGAAGAGGAGAUCAUCACCCUGCAGCAAUUUCUUCGCUUUGGUGAGACCAAAUCCAUUGUGGAACUAAUGGCCAUUCAGGAGAAGGAAGGUCAAGCAGUUACAGUUCCCUCCUCCAAGACAGACUCUGGGAUUAGGACAUUCAUUGAGAGCAACAACCGGACCCGCAGCCCAGGGCUCCUGACACAUCUGGAAAACAGUAGCCCAUCCAGUAUUCACCACUUUGAGAAUAUACCCAACAGCCUAGCCUUCCUGCUACCCUUCCAGUACAACCCAGUCUCCGCCCCUAUGCUUGGAUUGCCCCCAAAUGGCCUGCCAAUGGAGCAAUCAGCUCUCCGGCUUCGUGAGCCCAGCCUGCCCAACCAGAGUGAGCAGGUAGACACCAGUGAGUCCGAAGUGUCCCUGUCACCCUUCCGCACAGGACAGAGCCCCAGCCGUAUACCCCUUGCAGCCAUGAACAACAUUGAACCCAAGACAGAACCAAACAACAGAGCAUCACCUAUUUCACCAACCCCUUCCACACAGCAAGGUCAACAACAGCAACAGCAGCAGACACAGCUCCAACAACAGCAGCAGCAACAGCAAGGCCAACAGCAGCAACAGAGUCAACCUCAGCCCAAUAGCUUGACUGACCAUCAGGUCCACCAUCACUUUGUCAAGGAUGAGCAGUCUAAAACCAUCACACAUGCUUCUUUUUCCUCAAAGAUGCACAGAAUGCGCCGAAUGGGUGCCACUUCACGCAAAGGCCGUGUGUGCUGCAACUCGUGCGGUAAAACCUUUUACGACAAAGGUACGCUUAAGAUUCACUAUAAUGCUGUACAUUUGAAGAUUAAACAUCGUUGCACGAUUGAGGGCUGCAACAUGGUCUUCAGCUCACUACGCAGCCGCAACCGCCACAGUGCCAACCCCAAUCCUCGACUGCACAUGCCCAUGCUGCGCAAUAACCGUGACAAGGACCUUAUUCGUGCCAACUCUACCAGUGGUACACCUGUAAUCUCGAGCACCAAGAAUGGUGGUUUCACACUUACAAGUCCUGGAAGGCCACCACUGGGGUUCACGACUCCACCAGUAGACCCUAUGCUUCAAUCACCCCUACAAAGCCCACUUGUGUUUCCCUCCCUCAAGUCAGUGCAGCCAGUCCAACCAGUUCCCCCAUUCUAUCGCACACUACUUUCCCCCGCAGACCUUGUCAGUCCGCCGGUGUCACUGCCAACCAGUCCCAUCCUACCACCUACCACCAACAGUACCACCCUGAUGGACCAACAACAGCAGAUCCUGGCUGCAGCUGUGGCUUCACACAAUAAUGUUCACGUGUCAGAAGCUGGACCCAUGUCCCACCGUUUACCUACGCCAAGUGCCAACCAGGACGUCACCACUGGCAACAGUGACCCUGCACCCAAGAAAAAGCCCCGUAAGUCCAGUAUGCCAGUGAAGAUUGAGAAAGAAGUGAUUGAUGUGGCAGAUGAGUAUGAUGACAAAGAUGAGGAUGAUGAUGAUAACAUCCACCAUAAUCACCACCAUCACCAGUCAUCCCUUCUUCACAACAAUGUCAUUAAUGGAAACUGUAACAGAAACAACAACAGUGGUAAUGGUACUGGGAAUCACAGUGGUGGUAGCGGGCAGCAGUCCCCUUCCCAGGAUGAGAUGAGCCCUGGGCUAGCUCUGAGAGGCAUGAUGAGGCAUAGUGAAGAUGAGUGCAGGGAAGGUGCUCGGAGUGACAGCAGAGGAGUAAAUGACAUUCGAAGCUCGAGUGAGCUCCGGUGUAUGGACAGUUUUACCUCUGAAGACCAAGAUCAUGACAGAGACUUUGAGAAUGAAUCUGAAACCUCUGAUUCUAAGAUGUUCUACCGCGAUGAUAUGAUGGAAGUAGAGGAACACCAAAAACACAGCAGAGGUGCAAGGCUUGACAAGGAACAUGAUGAUGAGGGUAAUGAGGAACACCAAUUGAGAAAGGAUAUGGAAGGCAAGGGGCACUCAUCACCUUUACCUCACCAGCUCCCCAUCAAAAUCAAGGAAGAACUCAAUGACCCUACUUAUGACAUGUUCUGCAUGAGCCAGUACGGCCUCUAUAAUGGAGGCAUGGCAGCGGCAGUGGCCACCGCAGCAAGCAUGGCUGCUCUGCAUGAGAGUUUCAUUUCAUCGAUGGGGUGUGCCAGCCCUCCCAAGUUCCCUUCCUCCCAAUCACCAGAUGGUGAUCCGUGCUCAAGCCCCGACCCCAAGAUUUGCUAUGUGUGUAAAAAGAGCUUCAAGAGUUCGUACAGCAUGAAACUGCACUACAAGAAUGUUCACCUCAAGAUGCACGUGUGCACUGUGGCCGGCUGCAAUGCUGCUUUCCCCUCCCGGCGGAGCCGAGACAGGUUAGUGCCGGAACAGGGUAAUGGAAUUGUCCAACUGUAA